AUGGGGCGUAACGUUCAACAUACGGAAAAGCUUCGCAUUCGAGAGCUGCUACCAGAGUUGUUCUUAGGCAAAUGGAAACCAGGUCCUCUGAACUCCAUCACAGAUGUCCCAGGAGUUCUUGUACACACCGAGUCGAUACAGGCUGACGAGGACGUAAACACCGGUGUUACUACAAUCCUCCCCAGGGCCGACUGGCACAAAUACGCUUGUCAUGCCGCCAUUUUCAAGUUCAACGGUGCUGGAGAAAUGACUGGGUCUCACUGGAUCGACGAAACAGGCACUUUGACUUCUCCAAUUAUCUUGACGACAAAUUCUUCCAUCGGAGAAGGUUUCAGGGGUGUAUAUGAAUAUGUUUUACGCUACCAUGCAACUCCUGAUGGUGAUAUGGGUCUCUUCACUUUCCCUGUCAUCACAGAAACAUAUGACGGCUACUUGAGCAAACAAAGUCGCUUUGCAGUCACCCCGGAACAUGUCGUCCAGGGCAUUAUCAACGCUUCGGCAGAUGCGGUGCCUGAGGGUUCAACUGGUGGUGGCACGGGUAUGAUAUGCCAUAGGUUCAAGGGUGGUACGGGAUCAAGUAGUCGAAUUGUCCCAGGACUCGAUAAAGAAGGCAACAGCAAGAAUUACACCGUUGGUGUGCUUGUUCAAGCUAACUAUGGACAAAAGGAGGACCUUUGCAUUGGUGGUGUUCCUGUUGGGCGGAUAUUGUCAUCAACAGAAAACCUUUCCUCUACUUCGACUACAUCUGGCGUCCAAGGACCACUUGCUGACGGCAGCAUCAUCAUCAUUGUCGCGACAGAUAUCCCCCUUCUCCCAGUUCAGCUUCAACGGCUAGCCAAGCGUGCAACUGUCGGGCUUUCACGAGUUGGUGGCUAUGGUAGUAAUGGUUCAGGCGAUAUUUUCAUGGCUUUUUCUACGGCUGCCAAGAUUCCCAUGCAGCAGUUUGAAGGCGGUUUGGAUCCUUACAAACCUUCUUCGGUUAGCGUUGAAACAGUUGAGAAUGAGUCAAUUAACGGUGUGUUUGAGGCGGUGGCUGAUGCGACUGAAGAGGCGAUAUAUAAUGUUCUUUCCAUGGCAGAGACCAUGACGGGGUACAAGGGACGUACGGUGGAAGCGUUAGAUAUGGAUAAGGUCAAGGAGAUAGUCAUCAAGCGGAUGUAG
Fusarium pseudograminearum CS3096 is the source of this 1161-nucleotide messenger RNA. RefSeq lists its product as uncharacterized. The transcript has a single exon. Gene Ontology annotation, molecular function: aminopeptidase activity. The record is from RefSeq and is a predicted model, not a curated record. Lineage: Eukaryota; Fungi; Ascomycota; Sordariomycetes; Hypocreales; Nectriaceae. Bases 1 to 1161 code for a protein of 386 amino acids.